CUAAGGCUGUCGUCGUCAUAGUCCGUCCAUGGAUGCCAAAAGUACAAGUUUGGUGAAUUGAGUGAGGCUAUAUAUCCUCAAAAAUAUUUACACUAGAAUGGACUGACUGGAGGAUCAAAAUUUUGAUAAAUUGACGAGAAGGGAAUUGGUGGUUCCUUAGAUUAUCGAAACUGCCCUUCUUCCUCCUCGACCGCAUUGCCAGCAAGGGGUCGGUGACGGAGAAAGAGAGAUCAGAGAAACCCUUACCCUAACCCUAAAAGAAAGAUGAAAGCUUCAGAGAUUUCGAUCGGAAAAUGCAACAGUGGGGAAAGCGAGCCCAAGACUACACGGAAGAAACCCCCUUUCAGACCCGCCAAAGACGACACCAAACCACUUCUCCGAGACCCUAUAUUGAGAUCAGACCCGAUUGAGACCGAGGAAGCUGUGCUCAGAUUGCCUCCUUUUCCCCCCAGAUCCAUUUCCCAAUUAAACCAGUGAGAAUUUUUACGCUCUUUCUAAUGAACUCAGCAGUGUUCGUGUUGUUGGAAUUCUGUACCUAUCUGUGCGAUUAAUAUGAUGACCAUAUGAUCGAUUGGGCACUUGGUUGCUUGAACUUCUGAGCUUUGAUUUGUAUGUGAAUUCCAAUGCAGAAUGUGCAAAGUUUGAUUUCGAUCGCAGUGUUAACCUCCUGUUGGAAUUUGGUUUGAAUUAGAUUGGUUGAGUAGUUCAUGGUUAAUUCAAGACUUGGUAGGAGUUUAAUUGUCUUGAAUAGGGAGACAAACUUACAGAUUGUGAUCUGGGUUCAAUUCUUCUAUAUGUUAGUAGUGUUUGUAGCCUCUGAUUUGGAUGACAGAAAGACAUUGUCUUUAAUUUUUUGAUAA
Messenger RNA from Diospyros lotus (date-plum), 860 nucleotides. RefSeq lists its product as uncharacterized. The coding region runs from base 265 to 477 and encodes 70 amino acids. The record is from RefSeq and is a predicted model, not a curated record. The transcript has 2 exons. Lineage: Eukaryota; Viridiplantae; Streptophyta; Magnoliopsida; Ericales; Ebenaceae.